UAUAUUCAUGAUCGGUUAUAAUUGCGUCUCGUGUCCCAAAAGUCAACACUUUCAAUAAUUUCUUUAGAGGGAGCUGACGAUUAUUUGAUGUGAUAAGAUUUAUACUAUUACUACACGUUAUCAAAACAUGGAUCUACUGCAGACAUUUGUAACGUUUUAUCUGGCAUCUGGACUGAGAUUCGAGAGGUAAUUACUCAAUGGACAUUAAUUAAUGGAAUGAUUGCAAUACCAACUACUUUUCAUAUUUAUAUCAUAUUGUACGUACUCUAAUAGAAAAACGUAUGAAAUUGUGACGUGCAAAAGCUAUUGUUAAAAUUUUACAUCUUACGAUCGCUGAAACCUGGGGUACCUUGUCUGUUAAACUGACACAAACUGUUCAACACACCCUAAAGAUGUUUCCAAAUAUGAUCAGCCCGUCUCCUCUUUACCACACGUUUUUCCGGACGGCACAUUUAGCAGGACAGCCAAAUGCUACGGCUGCCUCAGCUUCUUUUCUCGUGGAAAAUCUUUUAAGAGACAGAGGACAUGCCCUAUUAUCAAGAAAUGGACCCGGGGGAACGGGAAUGGUUCCCCACCCUGGGACAGGACAGAAUCAGGACGAACACAUCGCCACCUCGUCAAUAAGUGGUCAAAACCCGACCCCGUACCUAAAGUUUGGUGUAAACGCUAUUCUAGGAGCUGGAGGUGACCAAACGGCGAAAAUCAGUGAUAAGACACCGCUUACUCCAGGAAUGGUAAGCAGCCCGGGCUCUGCCUCCACCACCUCCCAUUCUACGUGCGUGAAAAGUUCGGGGUACGGCGGUCAACACUUCGGCUGUCAAGGAUGUUCUGUACGCCACCCGUCCGUGUAUGACAAUCAUUUCUCCGGGUUUCUGAGGCAUCCCUACCUCACUGCUCCCCCUCUCCUUCCGGUGCCCAACGCCUUUUCAUUUCUGACGAAUAUGCGAGGAAAACCACGAAGAGGGAUGCUAAGGAGAGCCGUAUUCUCAGACAUGCAGAGAAAGGGACUCGAGAAAAUGUUCCAGAAGCAGAAAUAUAUCAGCAAACCGGACAGAAAAAAACUAGCGGCAAAACUUGGACUUAAGGAUUCACAGGUGAAGAUAUGGUUUCAAAAUAGACGUAUGAAAUGGAGGAAUUCUAAGGAAAGAGAACUUUUAUCAUCUGGAGGUUCGCGAGACUCAACACUCACUGCCAAAGAGGAGACCGACUCUCAGUUUGACCAACCAUCUAAAGACGAUGACGACGACGACGAUGAUUUAAUGCACGAAAGACUCCCUGAUAACAACAGUGCUUUGGACUUAUCAUCUGAAAUUCCAAAAAGAGAAGAAGGAAGCGAUCCAGCAGAUUCGUCAGAUGACGAUGAUGAUUUAAUAGAUGUGUCCUAACGAUUUUUGUGUUUUCUGAUAAAACAUGAGGAAGAGAGACGCUAUUCAAUUCUCUAUCGUGAUGUUGUUUUUAAAAACACUAUGCUAGUCCAAUUCAUCUUUACCUGUAUAAUAAAUGUAUCCAUUGUUGAGGCAUUGACUGUAUUUUCCCAGACAUCUCUGAAGACAUUUGAUGGUACUGAAGCACUAAGUAUCCUGCUAAUAUUUAUUGACUUCGAAAAGCGUGAUGAUUUCGUGGUUGUAAUAGAAAUCAAAACGGGCAACUAGUGGAUACUUGUGAUUUUGUGGUUAUGAAUAUACGCAUUAAGAUUAAUGACUCGCAUUUGUUAACGAGAUUAAUUUGUCCUCGCCAAGAUUAACUCUGUAUGCUAUUUUUUACUAGGUUAAAGCUACACUCGUCCUUCGUAUUACAAAUAAAGUUACCUAUCGUAAUACAUAUUUACCAAUAUGUACCACAUCGUAAUACGUAUUACAAAUAAAGUUACCUAUCGUAAUACAUAUCUACCAAUAUGUACCAUAUCGUAAUACGUAUUACAAAAAAAGUUACCUAUCGUAAUACAUAUUUACCAAUAUGUACCACAUCGUAAUACGUAUUACAAAUAAAGUUACCUAUCGUAAUACAUAUUUACCAAUUAGGUACCAUAUCGUAAUACGUAUUACAAAUAAAGUUACCUGUGGUAAUAAGUAUUCCAAAUUGUUUUAACAUAUGGUCAUACGCUUCACACAUUAAGUUGAUUAUUAUAAUACAUGCUACAUACUAGAUUACCUAUUAUGAUGGUUAUUAUAUUAUAAUCUACUACACAUCGCUGUACAUGUACCGGUGUUACCUACCAUUUAACACUUUCUAUGACAUCCUUGUAACUACCACAUGCCCAUGACGUCAUUAACGACCAGUUUGAUUACUGAUAUCCAAACCUUAAGCUACAAAUAAAACAGGUGAUAUCAAGUAACCAUAGAAUCAGUAAACCAUUUAUUUGUCUAUCGUUCCGUAGGUAAUUCUACAUCAUCUGUCGACGUUUGCAACGAUAAUUGUUUAAAAUGUUAUUUCGAAAAUGUCUCCUCAAUUUAGAUUAAAUUCUUAUUGUGAGUCUGUUUUAUUAAAACAUUACAACGAUGAAUAUAUCAAAAUUCUACACGUCAUGGGUGACAAGAAGUAAUGAUGAAAAUCCUCCUCUUUUAAAAUAACAGAAAUAUCAUUCUAUAUGUGUUUUGUAAACGAGAAUGUUCUGAAAAGGAAACACAAUGGGCAAGCUUACUUAGAGCAUUCGGUCGGCUUUUCGUGUGCCAGGCCAGCGCAAAUCGAGUAGACCUUUUUGUAACAUUGCGUGACAAUCCGCAACUUUCUGGUUAUUUGAUAAUAUCUGUUAUACUUCAUCGGGAACACGAUCGUAAGUUUUAAGUUAGACAUAGAAAUGUAGGUAUGAAUUCAAUUAUGAAAAAUGUUAUGCAGAAAUGUGGCUUUCAAAGAGAUACUAGUACAUGUAUGUAUCGGUUUCAGAUAUUAUUUCAUAUAUUAUUUUAUACAAUUAAUCGAUAUACGCAUUUGGCAAACAACAAAAAACUUAUUUGUAUAUUAAUAUUGUCACGAUAAUAAAUUAUCUAUAAUUUCAUUUAAGCGUAAUGUAUUAAUAUUAAUUAAUUAACAAAUGAUCAAUAACAUUAUUUGUGGUUUAUAGGCGUUGUAGUGUGAUAUAUUUCUAUUGAUACCACACAUCUGUUGCAUGUGUACAUUCUGUUGGGGAAGCAAAAGGGUGGUAUACAAUAAAAAUAGACUGUUAUUGUAUUUUAAUUUAUUAAGUGUGGUUCAAUACCAAAGUGUGGUAUUUAAUCUAAAUAUGAAAAUGACCAUAUAUAACUAAACAUAUUAGGGUCAUUAUUUAUAUAUGUAUUGAUAGUAUAGGCGCGUGAUAAAGCUGGCUUUAAGUACAUGUAUAUAAAAAAAAAACUUCUGUAGGGGAAGACUGCUUAAUUUGUACAUACAUAUAAAUCGUUAUCCAAAUCAAUAUCAUCAGAAUUAGAACAAAAUGUCUUGAAAGUGCUGAUUAAAAUUACAUGUAUGACAGCAGAUAUUGUGAUAUAUUUAUACAGUGUGUAUCUGGUUUAAUAAUGUCGCUUCAUGUCUUAUAUAAAGAAAGUACUUAUCUGUCUAUACAUGCUACCGAGAUUAGGAAGGUUACGUAGCAUCAAAAGGCUAGACGCGACAUAUAGAACAAUUUUGUACAUAUUACCAUUACGAUAAGCUGUAUAUUUAUGAUGUAAUAAAAUUUCAGUUUAUGCCGGGCAAGGUUUCUGUCCUGGAUAGUUACUGAAGCCCUUCAGAAUGAUAUCAAUCACAGAUACAUCAAAAUUAGUAUGAUCUUUACUCGAAAUGAUAACGUAUUAAUUAUUUGCGACAUAAUGACAGUUAUCUAUAAAAUUUCGGCGUUAUGAUGUUUGGUGUAUGUUAUUGCCGAGUGUCACGGCCCCAGUUAAUAUGUUACAUUGUGACGUCAGAAAUGCUAUUAAAUUCUUAUUGAAUCAA
Molecule: messenger RNA, 3906 nt
Organism: Pecten maximus
Lineage: Eukaryota; Metazoa; Mollusca; Bivalvia; Pectinida; Pectinidae
Product: homeobox protein DBX1-A-like
Exons: 4
Coding region: 393-1385 (330 amino acids)
Biological process (GO): regulation of transcription by RNA polymerase II
Molecular function (GO): DNA binding; DNA-binding transcription factor activity, RNA polymerase II-specific
Source: RefSeq, a predicted model, not a curated record